Messenger RNA from Thlaspi arvense, 2548 nucleotides. The record is from the annotation of a GenBank genome assembly. NCBI's taxonomy places the organism in Eukaryota, Viridiplantae, Streptophyta, Magnoliopsida, Brassicales, Brassicaceae.
UUUACUCAUGAAAAAAAAUAAAGUAAAAAACCCUAAAAAAAAUGGCGGCAUGAUUUUCCCUCCUUUUUCAAACCCUUCAUGGGACUCAAUUUCAGCUUCCCUCCAAAUCGAUCCGCUCAAUUCCAAAAUCGUUCCCCUUUUGGGAAUCCUGCUCUUGAAUUUCGAAAUUUUCAUAAACUUUUGGAGCCAAAUUCGAAAAUUUCUCCACCCAUUACUUACAGAUCGAUCUACGAGAGGUAUUCUCCUCCUCUUGAAUCUAAACCCUAGCUUCUUCUUCCCCUCUCUGCUCUCCUUCUUCAGCAAAUUCCAUUUGGGUUCGUUGCCGGAGACGUUGCUAAUGGCGGAUAUUUUCGAUUCUUAUGACUCUGAUCCACCGCCGUCGCCUAAAAUCGAAAACCCAGUCGAAACCCUAGACGAGUCUUCACCUACCGCGCCGAUUCGAGCUCUUGCUAACUCGCUCGCUCUUUCCUCACCGAUUCGCCAGAUUCAGAAUCAGGCUUCCCCCCCGGCGAAAUCCUCACCCCAGAUUCAGAACCCAGACGAAUAUUCCUCUUCCCCGCCGGAUAAAACCCUAGUCGCGCCUCCUCCAGUAGACGAAGAGGAAGACGAGGAGUUCAGAGAUUCACAAUCUCAGAUUUCGCCUGACGACAGCAAAAUUCUCCAAAUCGCGAGCACCUCGUACUCCCUCGACGCCAACAUAGGCCCGUGUAAUCGCCCACCGAGGAGAUACACAGCGGAUUCUAACUAUCAAAGCGACGAUGAUCUGAAGAUGGAGCCGGAAAAAUCUAUGGAUUUCUCAUGGUCGUCUCAGAAGAAUGAACCCACCGGCGUUGGUGCUGGAUUAGAUAACUCCGGCAACACUUGUUUCAUAGCUUCGGUGUUACAGUGCUUCACUCACACUGUGCCUCUCAUCGAUAGCCUUCGCUCAUACAAAUACCAAAACCCUUGCAACUGUGGAAAUGAAGUGUUCUGUGUUCUUCAUUCUCUCCGAGAACAUAUCGAAUCUGCUCUGAGGUAUUCAGGAUAUGAUUUAAGGAUCGACCGGUUUCGCGAUAACAUAAAUUAUUUCUCACCUGACUUCCAAAUUAACAAUCAAGAAGAUGCGCAUGAGUUUCUUCAGUCGUUUUUGGAUAAGUUAGAGAGAUGCUGCUUGGAUCGUAGAAUUAAGCCUGGCUCAGACUCUUCUCAAGAUAACAUUGUUGACCAUGUCUUUGGUGGGCGUCUUGUUAGUAAGCUUCAUUGUUGCAACUGCGAUUCCUUUUCCGAAACAUUUGAGCCUUCCAUUGGAUUGAGUCUCGAAAUCGAGGAUGUGGAUACACUUAAUAGUGCGCUAGAGUCCUUUACUCGAGUCGAGAAACUCGAGGACCAGUUAACGUGUGAUGACUGUAAGGAGAAAGUGUCCAAGGAGAAGCAGCUUACGCUUGAUAACUUACCUCUGGUUGCUUCUUUCCAUCUAAAGAGAUUUAAGAAUGAUGGGCUUUUUAUGGAGAAGAUAUUCAAGCAUGUAGAGUUCCCUUUGGAGUUGGAUUUGCUCCCUUACAUGAGCAGUAACGAAAAUCCUGAAGUUUCCACAAAAUACCACCUUUAUGCUAUGGUGGAACAUCUUGGGAGUGGAGUGUCUUUUGGUCAUUACUCAGCGUAUGUGAGAUCAGCUCCCGAGACAUGGCAUCAUUUUGAUGAUGCAAAGGUCAGAAAAAUCAGCGAAGAAUUUGUUCUAUCUAAGCAUGCGUAUCUGUUAUUUUACGCUAGAGAAGGAACUCCUUGGUUUUCUACUGCUUUCGAAGAGCUGAAGACACUAUUUGAAGCUACUCCGUCAAAUUUCUCGCCAAAGUCAGUGCUUGAGACUACCUGCAGAGAGGAGUGUGUCUCCGAUCACAGUUACCAGAACGUCGGUAAUUCGAACAAAACCUGUGAUGGCUCGGCGGGUGUAUCGACCCCGGGUGGGAAUUACUCGGAGUUCCGUUGUGAUGAGCCGCAAGAAGAUGUGUUUCAUUCAGCUGAGUGUAGCAGUGAUAACGAAUCCUUGGGGUAUGAUGAUUUCGAGUCACCUAAAGGUUAUGGAUUUGAGGAACCAUUUGGUGAGACCUCUCACCAAGAAGAAACUAAUGCGUAUCCAUCUGGCGACAGAGCUACAGUCGAUGAUGAUGACGCUUCUGUGCCUGUGGUCAAGAUUCAAGAGAAUGUCCCGUCUCCAAAACGAAAAGCUGAUGAGGGAGCUACGUUUGCUGAAGUUAAUCGGCCUAAGCACAAGUUUCAAAAGCCAAAUUCCUUUCCUAGACGAAACGGAACCUUUAAGAUUCAACGUGACCAUUUGCGAAAGAAGGACAGAGAAGAAGAAACUCGUGGAACAAAACUCGAGGACAUAGUUGGAGCUUCUGCUGCAGAUCCUAAGGAUAAAGGUUAUGCUCUUUCAUAUCUGAAUAGAAGACCGUCUAACCCUCGCUCUCGGAUGCUCGCUGCAGCUUUGGGUGGUCCUUUGAUCAAGAAAAAGAAAAUCUCUAACCUCAGAAGAUCGAGUCUUCACAGGAAUCUCUCUGAACCGGCUAUG